Molecule: messenger RNA, 7148 nt
Organism: Bombyx mori (domestic silkworm)
Lineage: Eukaryota; Metazoa; Arthropoda; Insecta; Lepidoptera; Bombycidae
Exons: 35
Coding region: 276-5990 (1904 amino acids)
Biological process (GO): carbohydrate metabolic process
Molecular function (GO): alpha-1,4-glucosidase activity; carbohydrate binding; phosphatidylinositol binding
Source: RefSeq, a predicted model, not a curated record
AUGUCAAAUAAUCUGAAUUCUCAGUUUGAUUUUGAUUGAUCAAGUUUGAAAAUAGGAGAUAAAAUAAACAAAGGUGCUUGCUCGGUUCAUAAAUUGUUGCAUCGUUAUGUGACAAUAGCGUACCAAUUGUAGUUGGAGCUUGUGUCAUAAAUCUUAAGAAAAAGCCGUCGAUUAUUCAAAGAAAAAAUAUAGAAAAACCAAUACAACAAACUACCGUUUACGGCCAUUUCUGAAAAACGAUCAAUGAAGCUUACCGUGUAUUUUGACUAAAGAAAAUGCCUAAAAUACCAUAUAAACCAGAAAAGUCUGGUGGAAAUGACGAUGACUACGAAAUUGUUUCGUUCGAUGAUUUUUCCGACAAAUCUCCGGGUUCGAAAACUGAUUUAUUAACUUUGAAUGAUAACAUAAAUUAUCGUCUCUAUUACGAAGCAGAUAAACAAUCAAAAUAUCUAGAAAACAAUGGAGAAUCAUCCAAAGGUAUUGACAGUCAUACAGAAACGUCGCUGAAUGGAGCAAGAAAUGGAUCAUUCAGAAAAUUAUCAAAUUCUUUUGUCCCAUUCGGAAAAUCCGGCGGGAAGACUCACACGCCGUUAUUUAGCGGCGUUAAGUCUAAGAAUGAAAAUGAAUCUUCAUCUAGAGAACACAGAUAUCAACGAUUUUCAGAAAAUAGCACGUUUAUGCAGAGAGUCUGCGAUAUGAUGCCUGGAACUGGUUCAAGUGUACUAGCCAUAAUCUUGUUGUGCGGGUUGUCCCUUGCAAGUUAUUGGGCAGUCGGCGGUACCAUCGGUGGGUCCUGGGGCGAGGAGCAUUACAAGAAACUAUGGGAGAGAACGCAUCCCGAAAAUGUGAAGAAACCUCUAUCACCCAUGCCACAUGACAAGCAGGUGAUACCCGAAUACAGGUACCACGACCACAACAACUUGAGCACCAAAAACAGAAGCAACGGAACUGAGGCUAAGAAGAAGGAAUUCAGUAAGAAAAACGUGUACGUGGAACGUCCGGCCGCAGUCUUGCGCGAGCUAUGCGCGCUCGUCGCGGACAAUAUGAAGUUCGACUGCUACCCUCAAGGCGACAUCAAUGAGGAGAACUGCGUCAAACGAGGUUGCUGCUGGAAGGUUACACAGAUGAAGGGCGCUCCGUACUGCUACUACCCGUCGCAGUACGACACGUUCCGUUUCGUGAACAUGACCGAGGACAAGCACUCCAUGACCGUGUUCUACGAGAAGGCUCGACCCUCCGGUUAUCCGGAUGACUUUGAACUAGUCCGAAUGGAUUUUAAAUACAUGUCCGAUGAAAUUUUACAGAUUAAGAUAUAUGAUGCGGAAAACAACCGAUUCGAACCACCCUACCCAGAAAUAUCGAUGGGCUCCAAGACCCUGACGGAUAUGAAAUACAGAGUUGUCUUGGAAGGCUCGAAGAUAGGGUUCAAAGUGAUAAGGAAUUCUGAUGAUGUUGUCAUUUUCAACACCCAGGACGUGGGAGGGCUGAUAUUAUCGGACAAGUUCCUUCAGAUAUCAGCAAUACUUCCCACCGACCACGUGUUCGGCCUGGGAGAGAAGCGAGCGAGGUUCAUGAACAACAUGGACUGGCAGACCUUUGCCAUAUUCAACAGAGACAGGGCGCCCACGGAAGGGCUUAAUUUGUAUGGCACGCACCCUUUCUAUCUGGCCGUGGAACAAAACGGACAAAGUCACGGGACGCUUCUACUCAAUUCUAACGCUAUGGACAUAGUGCUGCAGCCGAGCCCCGGCAUCACGUACCGCGCGACGGGCGGCGUGCUGCAGCUGUUCGUGCUGGCGGGCCCCAGCCCCGCGCUCGUCGCCCGCCAGUACACGGAGCUGGUGGGCAGGCCCUUCAUGCCGCCCUACUGGUCCCUGGGCUUCCAUCUGUGCAAGUUCAACUACGGGAACCUGAGCGUCAUGGCGGACGUGUGGCAGAGGAACAGAGACGCUGGCAUACCCUUUGACGUCCAGUGGAACGACAUCGACUACAUGACGCACAGCAACGACUUCACGCUGGACGCCGCCCGGUACGCGGGGCUGCCCGCUUUCGUGAAGAGGCUGCACUCCGAGGGCAUGCACUACGUCAUGAUCUUUGAUAUUGGUAUUGGAGCUUCAGAAAAGCCGGGCACGUAUAAAGCCUACGACCGAGGCAUAGAAAUGGACAUAUUUGUGAAGAAUUCUUCAAAUCAACCGUUUAUAGGAAGAGUCUGGAACAAAGGGUCCACGGUAUAUCCAGACUUCACUCAUCCGAAUUCGACUCCGUAUUGGGUCGAAAUGAUGACGGACUUCCACAAACUCGUCCCGUACGACGGAGCGUGGAUCGACAUGAACGAGCCGUCGAACUUCGAGGACGGUCCCCUGCACGGCGCCUGCGCCCCCGAGCAGCUCCCGUACCGCCCGCGCACCGGCGACCCGCAGCUGCACACGCACACGCUGUGCAUGGACGCCGCGCACCACGCCGGCCCGCACCGGCACUACCACGACCUGGUGGGGCUCAUGCAUGCCGUGGCCACCAACUUUGCCUUGCAAGAGAUCAGAGGGAAGCGUCCGUUCAUCAUAAGCCGUGCGUCGUUCGUUGGACUGGGGAGGUACGCGGGCCACUGGAGCGGGGACAUCAGCAGCCAGUGGCACGAUAUGAAGAUGUCCAUACCGGAGCUGCUGAGCUUCAGUCUGUUCGGAGUCCCCAUGAUGGGUGCCGACAUCUGCGGCUUCAACGGCGACACCAACGUGGAGCUCUGCACGCGCUGGAUGCAGCUCGGAGCCUUCUACCCCUUCUCGAGGAAUCAUAACACCGAUACAGCCAUUCCGCAAGACCCCGCGAGCCUGGGCCCGGCGGUGGUGCAGGCGAGCCGCGCCGCGCUGCGCACGCGCUACAAGCUGCUGCCCUACUACUACACGCUGUUCUGGCGCGCGCACGUGCUCGGCGACACCGUCGUGCGCCCGCUGCUCUUCGAAUUUCCCGAGAUGUCUGAGCUACAUGACAUCGACACCCAGUUCAUGGUCGGGCCGCACGUGAUGGUCGCGCCGGUGCUGGAGCCCGGCACGGACCGCGCCCGCGCCCUGUUCCCCGGCGCGCAGGGCUGGUACAGCCUGGCGACGGGCCGACACAUCGCCACCAACGAUUGGGCCGAAGUCUUGCACAACGACACUGUCUCUAUUAAGGGCGGCGGCGUGGUGGUGCUGCAGGAGCCGGCGGCGCGCGGGCCCGUCAGCACCGGCUCGGCCCGCAGCGCGCCGCUGCAGCUGCUCGCGGCGCCCGACGCAGCCGCCGCCGCAAGCGGACGCCUCUACUGGGACGACGGCGACAGCCUGCACACCUACGAAGAGAAGAAAUACAGUUACAUAGAAUUUUCACUGAACGGCACUGAAAUCCAAUCACAUGUGAAAUGGUGGGGAUAUGGAGUUCCGCUGUUCAACCAGCUGUCAAUUCUCAAUCAGCCCCCCGUCAAGCAAGUUCUGAUCAACGGAAUGCCGUGCGUGUCCCCCUGCUCGUUCACGUACUACAAGAAGAACAAAGUGUUGUGUGUUACAUGUGGAUCAAAGAAAUGUAACAGACAUGAUGACAGCAUUACUACUGAGCCCUGGGUCGGGCUGCAGAUACAUAAACAGCUUGAUCAAGCCAUUGAAGAUUUUUACAACACAAUAUUGGACCAAUUCGUCAAUUCAUGGUAUAGCAAGAUCACACUGCAGCCAUUCUUCGUGGAUGAACUAAAGUAUCAAUUAAGAUAUGCUUCCGCCUGCCUCUUACAACGAGCUAUUAAGGUAAACUAUUCUCGGUUUAUAACGGAGCGUCUCCUGCCGUGCGCGUUGCGUCAUUACACGCUGUGCUCGGACCGGCCGGCCGCGGCGCCGUUGCCCUCGAAGCUGGCCCUCCACCCCGCGGCUGCGAACAGAAACGCGGAGCUCAAGUAUCUGAGGUGCAUCACGAACGCGAUCAUGCCGUACCUACUUAAGAACGAUGAUAUACAAAAUUCCGUGUUUCGUGUACUCGUCAGAGAAAUAUUCGCCGGUUGGGUGUUAUUGUCAUUGACCGACGUGCUCGCUGAUCCGUAUAUACUAAACACUUUGAUAAUAUUGGCCACUGGCAAUGAAAGGAUGGCACAGUUACCAGCCUCGCCUAAUUAUAAGGUAGAAUUCCUAGAGACCUUCGUGAGGCAGACCGAGUCGUUGUACGCGCAGCGCUGUAAACUGUUAAAGAUAGACUUGGACUUCGUCAUAAACGAUCAGGAAUAUUUCUAUGCUUUCAUGCAGUACAUGAAGAACACGAGUCACAUACAUCUGCUGCAGUUCUACAAGGACAUCAAAUCAUUUCAAAUGAAGAUCUUAAAUCCGGAUUUGUCUGAAAGCGAGAAGGCUUCAUUGCACGGCGAGGCCUGCGACAUCUACUCCGUGUACCUGUCGCAACGCUCCGCCCACAGAGUGCCGCUGCACCCCGCGCUGGCCACGGAGCUGUUCGAGCUGCUGCAGAGCCGGGACAGCAUCAGGAGACUGCAAACAAGCCGCGCCCUGUACCAAGCGGCCAGACAAUCGCACGCCGUACUCGAAAAGAUAAUGUUGCCGAGAUUCCUGCACAGCGAACAGUUUUAUAAAUUGUUAUUAGGAAGCCGAAUACCCACCGGAUAUCAGAAGCACAUAUUCAAGAAGCCCCAGGAGAAGCUUCUGAACACCGCCAUAAGGCUGGGCGGCAGACUGCGCGGCGCCCUCAGGGCACCCGCCGCCGACGGGCAGCUGCCGGACGGCUACCCCGACUCGGAUGAGCUGGAGGCCAACGGCGACGACAACAUCGACAUCCUCAAGUAUCUGGAGAGCAUCACGGCCGAGGAGUCUCUGCGGGGGAACGACCUGACCAAGUACAAGGUCGUGCUCACCAAUGUCGAGAUCGUGCAGCAGGCGCCCCCGCGGCGCGGCGGCGUGCGCGCGUUCACGCUGGGCGUGCAGCGGCUGGAGGGCGCGCUGUGCUACCGCGUGCUGCGCCGCACGGAGCACGACUUCCACCUGCUGCGGAGCAAGCUGCACGAGUUCCACGGGGACGCGCUGCUGCACGACCUGCCGCUGCCCUCCAGGAGAGACAACAGUCCAUUGGAGACUAUACGGUACAAGUACGAAGAUUUCCUUCAGCGUCUGCUGCAGAAGAGUCUGUUGCAGACGAGCGAGCUGCUCAGGCUGUUCCUCACGGAGGAGGGAGACUUUUCCCUGGCGGUCCAGGCGUCGACCCUCAACGCAAGCAGCACAGACCUGCUGAACAUCUAUCAGUCCGUCACCCACAAGCUGAGGAAGGAGAAGGGGCAGCACCUGGAGAGCUUCCUGAGGAAUCUGCUCGUGUCUUCAGACAGGGACCGGUACCGGGCACUCAAACAAGGUCGAGAGGUGGAGGAGGCGGUGGAGGUCAGCGAAGAGGUGGAGGCGGAGCAGCGGAGCGCCGGGCCGCGGCGCCCGCGCGACCUCACGGCCUCCGUGUUUGGGAACAACUUCGACGUGGAGUCCGGCCCCGUUACGUCAGCGCCCGCCCACCGGACCCCCGUCGCCGGCCUCACUCAGUGCCUCAUGUAUCUGUUGUGCGGGGCGGGGGGCGCGCGCGGGGUGGCGGCGGGCGCGCUGGGGGCGGCGCUGGGCUGCGUGCGCGCGCCGCUGGACGCCGCCGCCGACGCGCACCUCGCCGCCGCGCUGCGCCGCACGCUCACCCAGCCGCGCCUGGCGCAUCUCAUCGCGCUGGGACAAGAAUUAUUAUUCGGUAAGAGAUCUUCAACUCCACGUGUAGACUCGAACGAGCAUCGUGAUCUGGCUCGGCGACAGUUGCUGGGCGUUACGCGGGGCGCCGCGAUGCUGGUCCCAGGACUAAAGGACGCGCUCAACAACGCCUUCGAGAUUAUACAGGACCCGAGGCUGAAUAAACAGUUGGUGUAUAAUUUAUUGGACCUGUGUUUAGUGGAGCUGUUUCCGGAAUUGAAAAACGAACAUGAAUGUUCCGACAGCGGACCAAAGAGCUGAGAUUAUAUUUAUUUCACACGUGGAUUGUAAUUUAAUAUGUUAUUCGAAUAUACAGUGAAGUUUGAUAACUUAUUAUUUUUAUACAAAAAUAUAAUCAUAACACAUAAAGAGGCUCUAUUUUUAAUUCUGAAAAUAUUUACUUCAAUGUUACCUGAUUCGAGCAGCUUUUUAUACCUACUAUUGUUGCUUGCUACUAGAAAACUUAAGAGUAUUAAAUAAAAUUGAAAAUCAAACAACACAUUUAUUUGAAACUGCAAUGAACAAUUAAUUAUUUUGUAUGUAAAAACUGUUUUAUCAUAUUAUUAUAUAUAAUCGUUCAAUUAAUGUUAUUGAAUUGAAUAUUUUUACACUUGAAUGUAAAAAAAUUCAUCUACUUUUUAGUCACGGGAUUGUAAGUUGUUCAAAGGCUGCUCUUUGAACAAUUUACGCUUUUGCAAAGCAAGGUAAGAAAUCAGUAAGCCGAUAGAACCCGCAGAUUUAUCAUGCAAUUUGCGGAAUAUUCUAUUCAUUAUUUUUAAUGUUUAAACGCGGGCAUUUUUCUACUUCUAUAAUUUCAUGGUUUGUUAAAAUUUUACAAAUAGAGUUUACACAUCGACAAGAUUCAUCUUAACAUGCUGAUUUCGGAUUAACUGAAGUUGAAAAUCGUUUCAAAAAUUCCGACAGAUGUUUUUGGAUUUUGCAAAUUGAGUUUUCAGUUAUAAAUUUAAUUUUGAAAUGAAUUUAAUUAAUAUGACAUUGUUCAGUUGAACUGUGAUUCACGUCUUUGCUUUAAUCUGAACUAAAAAAAAAAACAUCUGUCAUAACACUCAUAACGUUGCGAAUUCCUCGCAUGUUUUCUUUCUGAGGUUGUCGCGUCCAUUGUUAUUAUAUUAAUAUUAUAUAGAACGGAUUUUUUGGCCGGAAUGUAAAGAAUGCAGUUAUGUUAUUUAUUUUUGUUAAUUCAAUGUUUAGAUCUUAUAAUGAUUCGGCAAUUUGAGCUUAUUUCCUGUCUUUUAAUAGAGGAGAGUAAUCCAUAUUAUUUUCUGAGAUUUUUAUCAAACAAUGUUACUACAGUUUUUUUCGUAUAAAAUGGUUAUCCUUUCUAAUGUACUUAGAUAGUCCAUUCCUUGAUUAACUAUUGUUUAAAAAAAUACUAUUAAAUGUUUAAGAUUCAUCAUA